AUGUCUGGCCUCCCCGUAUUUCCUUAUGUCAACCUGAAGAAAACGCCGCCUGAUAUGCUCGAAGAGGUUGUCGUUCAGUACAUGAAGGUCUUGUGGGAGUACUCGCGCUCGCCGCAUCAUCCCGCACAGCUCCCAUGGGAGGACCUUGCUCGCAACCCGUCCAGCUAUUACGAUACGGAGCGCUACAGUUACUUAUGUUUUGACCGGGCUGCACUAGAAAGCCCGAUCGAGCUAUACGCACUCGCGGCGAAGCUCAUGGAGCACAGUAGCAUGGGGUCGGAAGACCCAUUCAUCUUCGCAUUCGCGCCGGGCGAUCACAGCUCGCGCGAUUCAUCGCCGGUUGCGCCGAACAUUGAUACUAGUACGCAGGCCGAUGUGUCUGAGACAUUCAUUGACACACGGAAGGAGACAAACGCAGCACUGUCGAGCCUCUCUCUACAGGGCGACGAGACUACGGCGUCGGGGCAAUCUGCGGACUCUAUGAAUGCCACCGAGGCAGACGUUCAGCGCCAAUCAUCUCGGCAGCCCACAACAGCACCAUCUGCAGGGGACUCGGGGCAGUCUGCUAAGGGUUCUGCGCCCCCUCCAUCGAUCUCGUCUUCAUCUAUCGAGCCUGAGGACUCGACGUCUCCCCCGCCUGAGGUCUCCCAGCUCAGGAAGCGUGGUAGAAAGCACGUGGAGUUCGCUGACCCUCUAGUCGCAUCCAGUGCAGGUGCAGCAGCGACACCGAUCGUACCGGCAGAUCCGCCACGUAAGCGCGCUCGCACGGACGACAGUCAAGGCGGCGGCAAGCAGCUCUCUGCCGGCGAAGCACAGUCCGGGCGCUCCCUCCGUUCGACAGUCAAGCGUAGUCCUGCUACAAAGCCAACGGCACCAACACCGGCUAGACAGCCAGCGAAGAAAACCGCGAGAAUCACGAUCGGAGACUGGAUAUUUGAUGGUUCUAUUACUACAAACGCCGUGACAUACGAGCAAUACAAGGACCACGGCGGCACACUCAUCGAACCCGGCGCAUUCGUUUCUCCUGGCCCCGGCCGAGAGCCAGAAGUGUAUGCAGAUGUUAUCGCUGAGAGGGAUCCGGAGUGGCUUGCUGAUUGCGCCUUCUGGAAAUCUGCCGUCAAACACGACCCGCGCAUGCUGUAG
Molecule: messenger RNA, 1143 nt
Organism: Peniophora sp. CBMAI 1063
Lineage: Eukaryota; Fungi; Basidiomycota; Agaricomycetes; Russulales; Peniophoraceae
Source: the annotation of a GenBank genome assembly